AAACGUACGCCAUCGUGGAACUCGAAAGCCCGUUUCUGUGGUUCGGGGAACAAUCGGGGAUUAGGGAAAUUAGGGUUUCCGGAGCACCUCUCUCCUUGCGAAUCCUGCAGCGGAAUCCGGACUACCUCUUGAAUUCUCUGAAGGAGUGAGGAUAGAAGGAGAAAGAGCGAAUUUGGAAGAGAUGGAGAAAGACAGCGAUAAAAUUUGGUGCUUCGUGCUCCCGGUUCUGGUUGCCAUCUUCGUGAUCCGCGUGCUGUACGUAUUAUACUGGACCGGAAAGCCAAUUGGAUCUUCAAAAACGCAUAGUCUGAGGACGCUCAUCGUUCUCGGCUCAGGGGGCCAUACAGCAGAAAUGCUUAGCAUCAUGAAUGUGCUCCAGAAUGAUAUAUACACUCCAAGAUUCUACGUUGCAGCUGCAACUGAUAAUAUGAGCCUUAAAAAAGCUCGGGUUUUGGAGGAGUCCUUGAUGCAGCAGGGGGAGAACAGUGGAAGAAAGAUGAUAGAAGCUGCUCAGUUCGUGCAGAUUUAUCGAAGCCGUGAAGUGGGACAGUCAUACAUAACCUCUGUCGGAACAACUUUGAUUGCAAUGGCUCAUGCACUGUGGCUAACUUUAAAAAUCAGGCCCCAAGUGAUUAUUUGUAAUGGUCCUGGGACCUGCAUACCUCUGUGUGCUUCUGCAUUCCUUUUCAAGUUACUUGGCCUAGGUUGGUCACACAUCUUUUAUGUGGAGAGCAUCGCACGAGUGAGGAAGCUAUCUUUAAGUGGCUUGUUGCUUUAUAAGCUACUUCUUGCUGACCAGUUCUAUGUGCAAUGGCCCCAGUUGCAAAAGAAGUUCCCUAGGGCUCACUAUGUUGGUUGUCUGAUGUAAUGCUCUGAUGCUGCCAUUAUUGUGGCAAGCAUGUUCUUGUGCAUUGGUUGCACAACUGGAGGAUCUGGACGAGAUCUGCAUUUGUUUCUUCAACUUACGAGCGGUAUGUUGGACAGUGAUAGCUCUUUGGCAGACAUGGUCCAAAUUAUGAUUUAGCCAAAGCUCCUGGAUUUGGGAAUUUAUGAUUUCGAUCAAAAUCUUCUCUUUAUUUUUUACAACUGCUUCUCAGUUUAUAUAAGACAAUAUCUGUAAGAAAGUUAUACAAAUCAGCAGCUCAGCUCUACUCAUUUAGAGAGCUGGGUUGAUAAGGAUUAUGGUCAAUAAGUUUUUCAGCA
Messenger RNA from Musa acuminata subsp. malaccensis (wild Malaysian banana), 1203 nucleotides. RefSeq lists its product as uncharacterized. The record is from RefSeq and is a predicted model, not a curated record. NCBI's taxonomy places the organism in Eukaryota, Viridiplantae, Streptophyta, Magnoliopsida, Zingiberales, Musaceae. Gene Ontology annotation, cellular component: UDP-N-acetylglucosamine transferase complex. Gene Ontology annotation, biological process: dolichol-linked oligosaccharide biosynthetic process. Gene Ontology annotation, molecular function: N-acetylglucosaminyldiphosphodolichol N-acetylglucosaminyltransferase activity.